GAAAGUUCAGGUUUUCUUCACGCAUGCGCACAUGGCUGUGGAGGUUCAGGGUGCGUGUGAUUGGAUGCCAUGAGUCACGUGGUUUAUUCUGAGCGACGUGUGCAACGUCACUUUUUAGCGCGUAGUUUGUUGGCGGAAAAGGAGCGAAUAAAGUUCAAAUCAAGCAUUUUUAUCCACCGUAACCUGAUAAAAACACAUUUGUUUUUCUUUUAAUCGAUGAGGACAAUUCACGACUGUAACAUGAAUUUAUAAAACGCUCAUUUGCGAAGCUGCUGCUUUUUACAACCAAGACGAAGUGAUGGAGCUCACUGAUACCAACACAGAAGGAUGUCUUAUAAAGUCUGACAGAGCUGCAAGAAAAAGAAAAGUCUCAAGAGAUGUGGAGCUGGAGAUCGAGCUCCUGUAUAAAGCCAUCCCACAGCUCCACAAAGUUUUCCACAUCAUCGACAAAAUAGGAGAAGGAACGUUCAGCUCGGUGUACCUGGGUGAAGCUCAGAUGCACGACGGGAGGAGAGAGAUGUUUGCACUGAAGUACCUCAUCCCAACCAGCCAUCCGACACGCAUCGCUGCAGAGCUGCAGUGUCUGACUGUGGCAGGAGGCAGAGAGAACGUGAUGGGGGUGACSUACUGCUUCAGGAAAGAGGACCGUGUGGUGAUUGUAAUGCCCUACAUGGAGCACCAACCUAUCGUGGACGUGAUCGGGUUACUAAGUUUUGAGGAAGUGCGUCUGUACAUCUACCACCUGCUGAAGGCCCUGAAACACAUUCACCAGUUUGGUAUCAUUCAUCGGGACAUCAAGCCAAACAACUUCCUCUACAACAGGAAGAGUAAAACGUACGCUCUGGUGGACUUCGGCCUGGCUCAGGGCACGGCUGACACCCGCAUCGAGCUGCUGAAGGUGGUGAGGUCGUCACAGAAGGGUGGAGGGUCCACAGGGAAACAGGAAGCUGCACCGCGGAGCAAAGCAUGGAAACCCACCAACACCACCUCAGCUUCUUUACCUGCUCUAUCUGUGCCCCGGCCUCCUUCCUCCUCCUCCUCCUCCUCUUCCUCCUCAGCCUCUGGGAAAACAGUGGCUAAAAAGGCCCGUCCUGUCCCCACUUCCUGCUCUCACUCUAAACCCACCAAGGAUUUGGCAGGACUGCGUAACGUUCCUCGACCUGUGUUUGGAGAGAGGAAUCUGAACAACUGCACAGUUCAGUCCACCAACAAACAGCCUGCAGCCAGGAAGGAGCAGGUAAAACCCAGAAAGACUGAUGAUCCAGCCCCCCGAGUCUCACUUCCUGUCAGGACUCAGAGCAGCAGUCAGAAGCCAGUGAAGGUGGUCCAGCAGGGGCUGACAUGCAGCUGUUACCUCACUGACAGAGUCUGCAACAUCUGCAUGGCCAGGAAACAGCAGGUGGCGCCAAGAGCUGGGACUCCAGGUUUCAGAGCGCCUGAAAUACUCACCAAGUGUCCCAACCAAGGCACAGCCAUCGACCUGUGGUCAGCCGGUGUCAUCCUGCUGUCCCUCCUCAGUGGGCGGUACCCGUUCUUUAAGGCCAGUGACGACCUGGUUGCCCUCGCUCAGAUCAUGACUGUAAGAGGAUCCAGAGAGACCAUCCGUGCAGCCAAGACCUUCGGAAAGGCGCUGGUGUGCAGUCAGGAGCUUCCUCGUCAGGACCUCCGGACGCUGUGCGAGACCCUGAGAGGAAGGAGGUCCUCAGGAGACCACAGAGUCACCCCGGCUGCAGAGACCACCUGUUCAGAGGUCCGCAGUGAGACUCCCACCCACCCAGACAGAGAACCCUCCACCCGCCUCUCAACCCCAGCAUGGGGCAGUGAGGAAGGCGAGGAUGAGCUGGGCUGGGACGCGGUUCCGGAUGAGGCCUACGACCUGUUGGAUCAGCUGCUGGACCUGAACCCGUCCAGUAGAAUCACAGCUGCUGCUGCCCUGCAGCACCCUCUGUUCUACGACCUGUGAGGCCCGUGUUCACUGGGAGGUUUGGACCAUUAACCCUUUAUUAAAGGGAUCCAUGAUUAGCUGUAACAUUAGACUUUGUUUAAUAAACAUUUAUUUUAACUGUAAAAUAAAGA
Austrofundulus limnaeus is the source of this 2076-nucleotide messenger RNA. It is a transcript of the gene cdc7, whose product is annotated as cell division cycle 7 homolog (S. cerevisiae). Gene Ontology annotation, biological process: protein phosphorylation; mitotic DNA damage checkpoint signaling. The transcript is spliced from 12 exons. The coding region runs from base 299 to 1963 and encodes 554 amino acids. Gene Ontology annotation, cellular component: nucleus. The record is from RefSeq and is a predicted model, not a curated record. NCBI's taxonomy places the organism in Eukaryota, Metazoa, Chordata, Actinopteri, Cyprinodontiformes, Rivulidae. Gene Ontology annotation, molecular function: ATP binding; protein serine/threonine kinase activity.